GCUCUGAGGGAAAAGGUCGGUCUCUCCCGGGCACCGAGCCACAGGCACGGAGCAGGAUCCAGCCCGGAGGUAACACAGCCCGGCUCAGGGAGAGGCACAGAGACGGUGAGGGAGAGGGAGAGACUGUCCGUGCUCAUCUGGAGAUCGCAGCCACCCAGACAGACACAACAGGCACAUCACGAGGUCAUGGCGGGACACACGGUCAGUGAUCCAUUCCCUGCUGCUGAUCCAGCCCACGUCGAUCCCCUGGUCAAAAUCUCACUGGUCAAGGCCCAUCCAAUGGACCGUCUGAGGAGAAGGAAGGACAGCGAGAGGCUUCUCCGGACUCUCAAGCACCUGAUCAAGAAGGAACGAGUGAGCGUGGUGCAGCCGUCGUCCCUGACGACCAGGGCUGGUUGUCUGCCGGGCCUAGCUGGCUUAGACAGCCUGGCUCCAGCCGCCCAGCAGCUGGACCUGCAGGCGUCCCCCCUCCAGGGGCAGGGCUCGGCUGUGCCCCUCAGCUGGGACCUGCCAUCCACCGAGGCUGUGGAGGUGGAGCUGAGGGUGGCUGAGUCGCUGGGCCGGAGGACUCCCAGCUGCGAGGCCCCAGCCUUCCCCGAGGACGAGAUGAGCCUGGACCGACUCCUGGACGUCCUGACCCAGCUCCAGUACCACACGCGCCAGGAGGACGGAGUGUCCAUUUGCUCCCGGUUCCUGGAGGCCUGUUGCCCUGAUGGCGAAUGCUGCCCGUACCACCACACGGCCCUGCCCUAUCACUGGCAGAUGAGGAGGGUGGUGACUCAGCAGUGGGAGAGUGUUCAGGAAGAGGGCCAGGAGAUGCUGGAGAGACUCUACUGCGACCCUGACAAAGAGAAAGUCACCCUGCACUACAGGGAUCGGAGUUUCAUUGCAGAUUUUGACCAAAUGACCAUUCAGAGCGAGACGUUUGACAGGUUAAGGCGGCUCAGCACCUUGGACAUUGACCCCUCUGACAUCUUCCACACCAAGUGGCGAUACUACUGGAGGGACACGUUCGAGUGGAAGCAGUACCCUCAGUCACUCGCCCAGUACUUUGAGGAAGCCCUCCGACAGGGCAUAGUGGUGAGGUACUUCAUGAUCAGUCAGAGUCAGCGAUACAAGGUGGACCUCAACGCCAGCUACCAGCAGAACAUCACCUCAGGCACGAAGAGAACCAUCCGGAAACGGCCCCUCUUCCAAUCAACCGUCACGCUCCUGCCCUACCUCAAGUCAUUGUCUGGGCCAUCUGAGAGAACCCCCUGUGUGCUGGAUAACCCCUCAGCAGCUGCUCCCAAUCUUGACUGUGAACACAGUUACCCAGAGACCUGGAUCCCCAUGGAUCCCAAUAUGGACUUCAUCAAAGUGCCCAUGUCACUGGAUGACAAAGCCUAUAGGGUGGUCUACAACCUAUUCCACAAGACCAUGCUGGAGACAAAAUUCAUCAUCUUGAGCAUAUUACGGGUACAAAACCAGUUCCUUUGGGAAAAGUACAUCAGGAAGAAGCAGUACAUGGCUCGCAAGCUGUCGGAAAGGGAGAGGGUGCUGAACGAGAGGCACUUGUUCCACGGGACCUCCGAGCUCUCCAUCGAUGGCAUCUGCAAGCACAACUUUGACCCGCGAGUGUCCGGGCGACACGCCACUCUCUACGGCCAGGGCAGUUACUUUGCCCGGAAGUCCAGCUACUCCCACAGGUACGCCCAGCGUUCCGAGGAAGGAGUCCAUUACAUGUUUCUGUCCAAGGUCCUGGUGGGCAGGCACACCGUGGGCAAGCCGCCCAUGCGGAGACCUCCGGCUGUCACCCCCAGUGACCCCAGCAGUGACCUCUUCAACUCCUGCGUGGACAGCACUUAUGACCCCCAGAUUUUUGUCCUGUUCGACAAUGACCAAUGCUUUCCCUACUUUGUGGUGAAGUACAAAGAGGUGGGGAACAGCAUCACCGUGAGAUGAUGGGUGGUCACCUCCAUCUCUUCCCUACAACAAUGCCAACGACAGACACCAAUAGUACCUCUCACACACCCUCCCCACCAUGUGGAAAGACAAGGGGCAGCAGAUACAUGGGAAUACUGCCGCACCCCCAACCCCGCCAGUUCCCCUCCGUAUCCUGACUUGGAAAUAUAUCCUUCAGUGUCGCUGGGUCAAAAUCCUGGAACUCCUUCCUUCAUGAUACUCCCUCUCCGACCGUACACGGACUGCAGCGGUUCAAGAAGGCAGCUGACCACCAUCUUCUCCAGGAUGUCAAAGAUGGAUGAUGAAUGUUGACACCCGCAUUUUGCGAAUAUUGAUUUUGAGUAAAAAAAUAACCAGGCCGGGACGGGGUUCUGUGACGGGGAUAAGCGUCCGUGACAAUAGGGAUGAACAAAAUGCUGAGGCAGCCCUCCCUCUGGGUUCUGAUCCCCUUUCGUUCAGUUUCCAUCCCCCCCCCUCUCCCCUCCCUGCCUCCCAGUUUGAUCGUUUGCUCUGAUUUUGUUGCUACUCCCCUAACCCCUGACCCUGACAACCCCGGAAUCCUGUUUUGGUUCUUUCCUCUUUUUAAAAUCUUGCUCCAACCACCGUGUGGUGUUUUGUUUGUUAGGGGCCUUUCUGCCUCUAGUUAUCCCAGUCUUUCAGUCUCUUUGGGAACGGGAAGGAAGUGUUCAAAGUUUGUGCGAAGAUUUGUAGCUCGGGUGCUCGUUGUUGUGGUUCUGUUCGCCGAGCUGGAAGUUUUUGUUGCAAACGUUUACAGCCUCUUAGGCCUUGCCCCAAAAUCCAGCGGGGCGUGAGGUUGUUCAGAUCACUUGGUCGGACACAGCGGAUCUAAUGUCCCAUCUGAGCAACACUGGGAUUAACAGCAAAGAAAUAGUUUGACUUUGUGGCCAUUCAGCACUGUGAUUGUUAACCAUCACAGGAGUUCCAAUAAACCGAUGGCAGUGAUCAGAUCGAUACAGGAAGGAGGGGUCCCCCGAGCUGGGAAGAGGGGCUGGGGGACAGUUUUGAACACGGGGACCCAGCCUCCCAAUCAGCAACUGAGCUGAGUUGGAAUAUCGUCAUUCAGAGGAUAGUAAAUCUUGGGAGUACUCUACUGCAAGCGCCUGUGGAGGGUCCAUCACUGAGUAUGUUCUGAAAGGAGAUUAACAGAUUUCCAGAUGUUAUGGCUAUCGAGGGGGAGUGCAGGAACUGGAGCUGAAAGACCUCAGCCAUGAUCAUGUUGAAUAGCAGAGCAAACCUGAUGGGUUCAAGGCUCUGUUCCCUCUUUCCCAUGAUCCUCUCUCGAGCAGGCUUAGUGGGCCGAAGGGCCUGUCCCCACACUGUGGGGAUUCUGUGGAACCCCCAGUGAUAGAGGGACCCGAGGGACGGACUGACCCCUUCCCUCUGAAACAUGCCACUGCCACUACAGGUUACUUACUGACAACGUUUGGCAGAAGAUUUGUAGCUUGGGUGCUCAUUGUUGUGUUAUCUGUUCACCGAGCUGGGAAUUUGUGUUGCAGAUGUUUCGUCCCCUGUCUAGGUCACAUCCUCAGUGCUUGGGAGCCUCCUGUGAAGCGCUUCUGUGAUCUUUCCUUAUUGAAUCAAUAAGCACAUCGACCUGGACCCAAUAUACCGGCCACUGCAGUGGACAGCUGGAACUGACAACCGGAAACGGCAGAUUCAAACCACUACAAAUGCCGGAGGAAAGAUCACAGAAGUGUUUCACAGGAGGGUCCCAAGCACUGAGGAUGUCACCCAGACAGGGGACGAAACGUCUGCAACACAAAUUCCCAGCUCGGCGAACACAACUACUUGCUGACAGUGUGGAAACAGGCCCUUCGGCCCAACAAGUCCACACCAACCCUCCAAAGCACAACCCACCCAGACCCAUUCCCCUACAUUUACCCCUUCACCUAACAUUAUGGGCAAUUUAGCAUGGCCAAUCCACCCUAACCUGCACAUCUUUGGACUGUGGGAGGAAAUCGGAGCACCUGGAGGAAACCCACGCAGACACGGGGAGAAUGUGCAAAAUCCACACAGUCAGUCGCCUGAGGUAGGAAUUGAACCUGGGUCUCUGGCGCUGUGAGGCAGCAGUGCUAACCACCGUGCCACUACGUUACAGCCGAAUCCUGUCCUACAUUGCCAGUGUCGUUUUGGUUGCGGGAGUGCUGUUUCUUACAUUGAAUGAGCAAGCGGGGUGAGAGUGCAGCGUUUCGGCCUGUUGGAGGCUGGCUCCACAUCAUGGCGCUGAGACACUAUAGUUUCCAUUGCCAGAGGUGCCAAAACUGGGGGGAGGGGGUUGGGCAGGUACCAUGCAGGGAGGUACAGGAGGGCAGUGUGUGUGCUUCUGGACUAGCACCCCAUCUCCUCCCACCCCUCCAAAACACGGCAAAGCCCUUUACCCCCUCCCACACCCUCAACUCCACCCCAACAAUACCUCCCUACCCUGGAUUUGGCAGCAGGAUCAUCUGCAGAGCGAGUUUCUGCACAGGGAGAUCCCAAGUGUGCCUGUACUGGACUUGUCCUCCUAUGAGACCUGUGGGCACCUUCCCCUUAGGUGGGAAACCAUCAGCCAUGGCAGGUUUCACAUUCCCAGGACGUGGACAGGAAUGGGACCUCGGAGCAUCUGGCUGGACGUUCCCCAUUUGGAGUCAAAGUCCCAGUGGGAAUGAGGGCCUUUCAGAGUAGGAGGUCCUAUUCUUGAGGUCGUUGGGGUUUUAAUUUGGCUACUCCAGUAAUCCAUCUCUCACAGCAAUAGUUGAGGGUUAUUGGAGGAGGCCUAUGCCAGCCCAUUGCUAAAGUGCUUUCUGAUCACUCCCAACGUCCCCACAACUCAUGCAAAUCUAGUCCUUAUAUCUCCGAUCUCCCCCCACAUUUUGAAAAUUCCUGUUGGAAUGUGCUUCAACUGUGUGAGGGGAAUGCCUCAAUGGCAAUCUUAAUGUGUGCAGUUCAUAAUCCAGCUCAGGAGAGGAAAUAGGGAGAGAGGCCAGCAAGUAGGAGAGACAGAAGGAGCGAGAGAGAGAGAGAUAGGUGCAGUCGUAAAGCAGCUAGCUAGAGAGAAUCACAGAGUCACCAAGAUACCGACAGAUAGGUACAAGGCACUAAGACAGUGAGAGACUGACACCGAUGGAGAUAGACUGGGGGCUGAUUAAAUCUGUCCUUGCAAAGCACAGGUGCCUCCUCAGAGCUGUACCGUCCCCAGUCUGCAGCGGAUGGCGAUGGAAAUCUCGAAAGCAAGAUGUGUGCAGCAGGUGGUUCCAACCAUUUUGCCAUGAUCUGAGUUUGCAGCAGCAGGGUUACAGCAAGUGACGGGAGUGAGGGGUUUUCGAUCUGUAAGUCUCUAUGCUUAGAACAUAGAACAUUCCAGCGUAGUACAGGCCCUUCGGCCCUUGAUGUAGCGCCAACCUGUGGAACCAAUCUGAAGCCCAUCUCACCUACACUGUUCCAUUCUCGUCCAUAUGUCUACCCAAUGACCAAUUAAAUGCUCUUAAAGUUGGCGAGUCUACAGCUGUUGCAGGCAGGCCAUUCCAUGCCCCUACUACGUCUGAUGGUUCAAAACAUCUGAGUAUUUUCAUCUGUAACUACUGGGCUGACAGCGUGGUUAGAGUCCAUGAGAUGGAGGCCUAUGGGCCAAUCAAGGUCAUUACAGCUGUCUGUAGAGCUAUCCAGUCAAUCCCACUUCCCACGAGAUCCGGAAAGUGUCCAUCUGAUUUCCAGAUGAAGUCCAUCACUGUCUCCUGGUGCUCCAGCCUCCGAGGCAGAUGUGAGGACGGCAGUGUUGGACAGUGAAGAUUCUUGAAGAGAGCAAAGCUGGUCUCCAAAAUCAGUCAGCGAGAUCGAGGCAAAGAAUCACUGAAGGCAGAAAGGCCUGGGGGCUAAGACUAUGGGAAGGGAACAUCAGACUUGAUUUGAUCAGAAUUACCAAUUGUGGGAUGUCCGCAAGAAAUGAAAUUUUAUUUAUUCCGGUGUCUUUGGAUUUCCUAUUGUUUUAUGAACAAUGUAAUUUUUUAAAAGGUAGUUAUGUAAAU
Molecule: messenger RNA, 5969 nt
Organism: Hemiscyllium ocellatum (epaulette shark)
Lineage: Eukaryota; Metazoa; Chordata; Chondrichthyes; Orectolobiformes; Hemiscylliidae
Product: protein mono-ADP-ribosyltransferase TIPARP-like
Exons: 6
Coding region: 187-1944 (585 amino acids)
Molecular function (GO): NAD+ poly-ADP-ribosyltransferase activity; metal ion binding
Source: RefSeq, a predicted model, not a curated record